AUGAGCGCGCCGCCGUCGAGUGGGCUCGAGGUGGCUAGCUGGCCCGCGCGCGUCGGCACGGUGGGGAUCCGCGAGCUUGACGGGCUCGGGAUGCCUCGGUCCUUCGACGAUGGAGUGAACACUGUGACGGGCUACCUGAAAUCCAUUGAGCCACUGAAUGGCACCAACUAUCCAAGCUGGUAUAAAGAUGUUAAUGUUGCCAUUGCUAUGUGCGAGUAUGAUCUCGCCUUAUGUCAAGACAAGCCAGCAGAGCCCGCUGAUCCCGAUGGUGAUCAUACUGCCAUUGAGAAGUGGGAGAGAUCAGACAGGAUGGCCAACAUGAUCAUUAAGAACACGAUCACUCCGGCCUUCUGUGGUGCUAUUCCUGAUAAGGACCAGGAUGGUAAUGAUCUGAGCGACAGGGCAUAUCUUGCUAAGGUGGAGGAGAACUUUAAGAGUUCUUCCAAGACUUAUGCUAGCACCCUGAUCAUGAAGAUGCUGACUUCACAGUAUGAUGGGCAAAGUGGAAUCAGGGAGCACAUUAUGAGCAUGUGUGACAUGGCAAAUAAGCUGAAGACACUGGAUAUGGCUAUCUCUGAUGGUUUUCUGGUGCACUUCAUCAUGACUUCUCUGCCAGUACAGUACAGUCCCUUCAAAAUAAGCUACAACACUCAGAAGGCGACUUGGAGCAUGGCUGAGCUCAUUAGUUACUUUGUUGAGGAAGAAGAAAGGUAG
This is a messenger RNA of Panicum hallii, 714 nucleotides long. RefSeq lists its product as uncharacterized. Lineage: Eukaryota; Viridiplantae; Streptophyta; Magnoliopsida; Poales; Poaceae. The coding region runs from base 1 to 714 and encodes 237 amino acids. The record is from RefSeq and is a predicted model, not a curated record. The transcript has 2 exons.